AUGCUUGCACUUGAAGACUCAGCGUUUUCUGCUACCCGCGACUGUGGAGGCCCCGAUCGGCGGAGUGGUGCUGCCGUACCACCGCCGGCCUCCGUGUCUGGUCUCGCGCCAGAGCCGACGAUCCAUGUCUCCGGUUGCAGCAACGAGACGGUGUCGAACAUCAUCCAAGGCUUGUACAACACCAAGGAGUCCAACCAUGGGAAGCCAGUUUACAAGAAGGAGGGACCUCAGGGAAGUGUGACGGUCUUGAUCUACUACUGGGACGAACGUGACGGGCCUUCCUUCAACGGCUGGUGGUUCGGCCCCAAGGUGGGCGGGGACCAAGUCUGGGCCUACAACGCCGGGAACCUCGGCCGCGAGAACGCCAUGCCUCCCACGUCCAACUGGAAGGUGCCCUGGGACGGCAAAGUGGACGAGAAGCUGCGGAUCAGCGUAGGUGCCCCGCGCCGGGACCCACGGGACAGGGAGCGGGAUCUCCGGGACAAGCGAGAGGAGGAGAAGCGCCGCCGCGAGGAGGAGGAGCGCCGACAGCGGGAGGAAGCGCGGCGGCGUCGGCAGCGUGAGGAAGAGCAGCAACGGGAGCAGGCCCGCAGGGAGGCCGAGGCUCGAAGGCGGCGCCAGGAGGAGGAGAGAAAGCAGGAGGAGGCAGCGAACAACGUGCGUGAGGUGCUCAAGAAGCUGCGCAACGCGACACCUGACAAUUUGAAGAGUCUCCAGGCCGAUCUGGACAAAGCAGCUGCGUCGAACUUCCAGGCAAUGGGAGCACUGCGGGACCGCGUUAACGACGAGAUGCAGCACACCAUCACACAGGUCCAGAAGCGCAUCGCCGAGGAGCUGAAGCAACGGGAGGAAGCGGAGCGGCGGCGGCAGAUGGAGCUGGCACGUGUGGAGCAGCUCCUGAAAGAGGCGGCGGCAGAGGUCCAGACCACCGAGGCUCGGGUGACACAGGCGCAGGAAGCCAGCACCGCGGCGUGCCAGCGGGGCAUCGAUGCCGAGGCGGCUCCCGAAGACAUCCUGCAGGCCGUGCAGGAGGCGAGCAAGCACUUGGAGGACGCGAAGACCCUCCUGGACAGGUCGGAGCGCUUGUUGUCGGUGAAGAAGGAGGCCAUGGGCGCCGGCGAGGGCGCCCGGCACGUGAAGCGAGAGGUGGACGAUUUGACGGGCCGGCUGCAGCAGUCCCACCGGAGCCUGCAGAGGUGCACUGAGACCCUGGAGGAGACCCGAGGACGCGGCUUGCGGCGAGCCGCCGCUUUGAAGCAAGACCAGGACUGGAUGGCUGCCUUUAAGAGGCACGACAUGGACGGUGAUGGGCAGCUGAGUGGCGCCGAGGUGCAAGCUUACGCGAAAGAGAACGGAGUGGAGCUGCCUGGGGACGUGCUGAGCCGGAUCAUGCGAGUGCUGGAGCCGGUGACCUUCGAGAAGUUCCUCCGCUUGCGGCAGAAGGUGGGCAUCGCCAAGUUCGAGACCGAGGCUCGCGCCAGGCGGGCCGCAGAAGAGGAGCAGCAACGAGAGGCUGAAGCCCAACGGCUCAAGGUCCAAGAGAUGGUGGAAGUGAUCACCGCCCAGUUCGAGGACGGGAAGUUGAAGCUCCAGCAGGUCUCCGAGGAGCUGAAGUCCCUGGAGGCCUCCGGCUCGUCGGAGGCCGUGAGAGCAGGCACGGAGAAGGCCGAGGGCGAGGGGCAGGAGGUGCGGCAGAUGCUGCAAACCAUUUCACGGCAGCUGGAAGAGGCCACUGAAGGCCUAUGGCCCUUCGAGCGGGAGCCGAAGCUCAAGAAGGAGGUCUUCCGCUUGCAGGAGCAGCACCGGAUCCUGGAGGUGCAGCUGGAGAAAGUCCUGAGCAACGCACGGGCCUCCAAGGAGGCCGUGGCCAAGAAGGCCCAGGCAGAGACAUUAGAGCUUCGAGCGCGGGCAGUGGCCGCUCUGCGGACUCGGAUGAGCGCCGAGGGCCAGUCGGGGGAGGCCUUCUUUGAGGCCAAGGCCACGAGCGGCGCUCUGGAGUUGGAGAGCUUCCAGGAGCUCCUCAAGGACCUCGCCUCGGCCGCGCAGCUCGAGCGGCUCUUCGCCUCCGUCGCAGGUGCCAGCGGCGGAACGUUGGAGAAGGCCGGCUUCUUGGAGCUGAUCCGCUUCUACUUCAAAUGCGUCAAGGGCACAGUGCUUUCCGAAGACAUCUCGAUCAAGUCCAAAACCGUUCGCCGUUUGGAAGUGGGCGAGGUCUUGGAAGUACUGGAAGGGCCUUCGAAGGAGGACGGCGCCAACGUGCAGCGCGUCCGAUGCCUCGCCCUCCAGGACAGCGCCACCGGCUGGGCCACCAUCGCUGGGAACCAAGGGACGCCCUUCUUGGUCCAGGAACUGACUCCGGAGAUUCCCAAGCCCAAAUCCGCCAAAGCCGAGCCCGUGCAAGCAACGGGCACCGAGGGAGGUGACAUGCAAGAGGAAGGAGAGGUCUUGACUGUGGAUGCAACGGAAGACCCCGAUACGGCCACCAAGAAUUCCAACGAGGACGGCGCCGAAGCCGUAGCCGCUGGUGAGGAGGCUGCCGAGGAGGCUGCCGAGGAGGCUGCCGAGGAGGCUGCCGAGGAGGCUGCGGAGGAGGCUGCGGAGGAGGCUGCGGAGGAGGCUGCGGAGGAGGCUGCCGAGGAGGCUGCCGAGGAGGCUGCCGAGGAGGCUGCCGAGGAGGCUGCCGAGGUUGCGGAGGAAGAAGCUACGGCUGAGCCCACCUUGGACAGCUAG
This is a messenger RNA of Symbiodinium sp. CCMP2592, 2730 nucleotides long. The record is from the annotation of a GenBank genome assembly. NCBI's taxonomy places the organism in Eukaryota, Dinophyceae, Suessiales, Symbiodiniaceae.